ACAGUAAUGUCUUGGAAGGAUGGUUUCCAAUUCCAUGGCUUAAAAUUUUCCAUAAUUGCGAAUGGCUGAGACUUUAAGCCACUGAUUUUAAUUUUACUCCCGAAAAGGGAAUUAAUCACGGAGACUUGGAGCCAAGCAGCCGCUGUUUGUUUCUCGAGAAUAGCUUUUGCAUUAGCCGUUGAACACUCUCCACAUAGAAGGCAGAAUUGAAGUGGAAAUUUUUGGUCAUCCAAAUCCGAAGUCCACGCGAUUCACAAAUGGUGGGAAGCGGUUUCCGCGUGAUUGGGAGUAAUUGGCCACACAACGACCCAAACAGACCGAUUUCUGAGGGAAGUCCUGAGAUGAACCAGUGAGGCUUUUGUCUGACCUGACCCUUCAGAUUCUCAAUCCCUCUCUUUCUCUCUCUCUUCGUCCUCUUAUUCACUCUACGUAAGAGAGAUGAAGAAACCUCGAAAUGGCUCCAUAAAUACAAAAUUUUGUGGCAACAGUGAGAAUAGGAAGAGCUUCUUCGAACUCUCUUUGUCUCUGAUCUUCUCACUGUGGUGCCUUGUGUUCUUGUUCUACUCUAAGCGUGGCCUCAGCCAUGGAAAUGGAGCAAAUUCACAUCCUGACAACAGAAGCAUGCCUUAUUCUACUGUUUGCAAUGGUGAACUUUGCAACAGUGCAUACUCAUAUGUUGCAAAUGGAAGCAGUAAUCAUAUGAAUGGGACACUGCUAGAGUUUAAUAUUUCUAUGCACAGAAAUGAAUCCGCCAUUCCUCGUGACUCUGAAAAUCCGGAGUUCUCACUUAAGGAGGCAAGUAGCUUAGAGGAAUUAGUCUGGAGUAUUCUAGGUUACACUGCUUUAGUCUGUGAAGUACAGCUACAGCCACUAGAAGAACAGAAGAAACAUAUAGCAGAACAAAUACCCAGUGAAAGAACUCACUCCACUUAUAUAAAUCUUGAUGAGUUUCGAAACACAACAAGGCAGGAAAGAAGCUGGAGCAUGCCUAGUCAGCUUGUGAAUAUUACCCACCACCUUGAGCCUGAUGGAACAGAGUAUAACUAUGCCUCUGUAUCGAAAGGUGCAAAGGUGGUGGCUCAUAACAAGGAAGCAAAAGGAGCAAGUAACAUAUUGGGGAAGGAUCAUGAUAAAUACCUGAGAAAUGCUUGUUCUGUUGGCGAGAAGUUUGUUGUGGUUGAACUUGCUGAGGAAACGUUGGUUGAUGCAAUCAAAAUUGCGAAUUUUGAACAUUAUUCAUCAAAUGUAAAGGAAUUUACGUUGUCUGGUAGUUUAAGUUAUCCAACUGAAAAAUGGUUCCUACUGGGUAAUUUUGUUGCAGCAAAUGUCAAGCAUGCUCAAAGCUUUAAGUUGCCUGAACCGAAAUGGGUUAGGUACUUGAAACUGAAUUUAAUCACUCAUUAUGGAUCUGAAUUUUACUGUAUACUGAGUGUUUUCGAGGUGUAUGGAGUUGAUGCAAUCGAGCGGAUGCUAGAAGAUCUCAUUGUGGCUAAUGAAGACCCCACUCCAGGGAAAUUUGUGAAUCCUAAUUCAAGUUCAAUGCCUUCUUCAGAACCAAUUGACAGGAAAAUUAAAGGUGAAUUGCAAAUUGGGGUUGGUAAAGGUACAGAGAACACUGGUGAUGCACCAAUUGCUAGAGUAGGCAUGAUGAAGGAUCCAGCGGCCAUGCAUAAGAUUCCUGACCCUGUAGUGGAAGUUAGACAGAUGCCAACUGGUAGAAUACCUGGUGACACUGUUCUCAAGAUCUUGAUGCAGAAAGUGAGGUCACUUGAGCUGAACUUGUCUGUGUUGGAGGAGUAUAUCAAAGAACUGAACCGAAGAGAGGGGAACGUUUUGCCAGAGCUUGAUAAAGAGCUAUCUAGAAUCUCGUUGCUUUUGGAGAAGAGCAGAGCAGAAAUAAAGGAUCUCUUGGAAUGGAAGGAGAUUACGGAGAAAGGAAUUACGGAUCUUGAAUCAUGGAAAACUGCUGUCUCAUCUCAAGUGCAGGAAUUGGCCAGAGAAAAUGACAUGUUAAGGCUGGAUGUUAAGAAGGUAGUAACCGAGCAGAGUAGUCUGGAGAACAAAGAACUGGCCGUUGUUGCAGUAAGCUUCUCCAUUGCAUGUGUAGCAGUUCUGAAGCUGGUUUCAGACCGGGUUUUGACACUUUUUGGGGCGGCUCAGUCCGGCGAGGUUGGCCGGAAAAGUAGAGGUUGGGUUUUGAUACUUGUUAGCAGCAGCAUGAUGAUAUUCAUCACCUUUCUUUGUAGUUAGCUUCUCCCUUUUUACCAUUUUGUAGCCAUAGAAAACCAGAGCCAUUGUUGUCAUCUAGCCUAUAUAUGUAAUUGUAGCUUUUGUAGAAAAUUAAAAAUUUUGCAGAAAUUCAUAUUUGUUGUUU
Molecule: messenger RNA, 2374 nt
Organism: Vitis riparia (riverbank grape)
Lineage: Eukaryota; Viridiplantae; Streptophyta; Magnoliopsida; Vitales; Vitaceae
Product: SUN domain-containing protein 5
Exons: 4
Coding region: 439-2250 (603 amino acids)
Biological process (GO): protein folding in endoplasmic reticulum
Cellular component (GO): cytoplasm; membrane
Source: RefSeq, a predicted model, not a curated record